Drosophila ananassae is the source of this 513-nucleotide messenger RNA. RefSeq names its product protein C19orf12 homolog. The record is from RefSeq and is a predicted model, not a curated record. Lineage: Eukaryota; Metazoa; Arthropoda; Insecta; Diptera; Drosophilidae. The transcript has 2 exons. Bases 75 to 488 code for a protein of 137 amino acids.
AUAUUACCUUCAGUCGAUCACUUGGACUAGAAGCGCAAAAGUCUACCUGUUAACUCACAAUUUAAUUUAAAAAAAUGUCUUCUAUCGGAAUAUUAUCAGCCCUUGCUACUGUGGCCAGGAACGAGAACAUUCAAGUGACGGUUAAGGAAGCAGGCCAAGGAGCUGCAAUUUGUGCUGCCACUACCCUAAUCGGUGGCCUAUUGAUGGGUCCCAGGGGAUUGGCGCUGGGUGGAGCAAUUGGAGGUCUAGCUGCCUAUGGAAUGGCAGAAGAUUUCAAGUCCCUGGCGGAUGUUAUUUCCGAAGACUUGUCGGAAAGUGAACGCAACGAAUUGAAGGAACAUGUGAUCGAGGCUGUCACCAAUAUCACAUCGGUUGAUAUUCGUGAGCUGGGAUGGCUAAUCCUGACGAAUACCACUGUUCAGAACCUUGCCAUGAAUGCGGUGAAAUCUUUUGCUUCCGAUCGUCUGGGCCAUACCAUUAUUGAUUAAUUGCGUUUUUUACAUUUCAUUGUAU